Molecule: messenger RNA, 2412 nt
Organism: Pollicipes pollicipes
Lineage: Eukaryota; Metazoa; Arthropoda; Thecostraca; Pollicipedomorpha; Pollicipedidae
Product: prolactin-releasing peptide receptor
Exons: 2
Coding region: 1040-2359 (439 amino acids)
Biological process (GO): G protein-coupled receptor signaling pathway
Cellular component (GO): neuron projection; plasma membrane
Molecular function (GO): neuropeptide Y receptor activity; neuropeptide binding
Source: RefSeq, a predicted model, not a curated record
CGCGCCCGUCUCGGGACCGUCACUGCGCCGGUGGCGACCCCGCGCUGCCCGCUCGGCACGAGCGAGGUGUGAAAGACGGGAGCAAGAGGUCAGGUGACAGGAGACUCGGUCAGGUGACUGGAGCAGAAAACUAGGCAGUGCCAAGAUUGCUCAGGUCGUUCUGAUCUGCUGGCAGGAGAGCACACGCCGAGCCCAGAUAUUAGACAUCAGCAGCUCCAGACACCCGGCCGCGGAGUAUCAGACGGAGGUGAGGCCCUUGAAGAGCAUCGAGUGACCACCGGAAUCAAGGUGGCAAUCAGGCGACUGCCGAAGAUAACGUGGCCACUGGCAAUCUGGUAAUGGGCGCAAGCCUUUAGGGGCUGGGCGAUUUUGCUCCACCUGGGCGGCAAACCAGAACAGUCCAAACCUCAGAAAUGAACGUUUAACACAGAAAAGCACUCGGAGAGGGCAGCAGACCAGCUGGUGAAAUCAACAGACGGACCUGGCGGCGAAAAAUCGACAGCGACCGGCCCCGAAUCGGCUGCGUCUCAUCAAUCUUGAACUGUUGGGACUUUGACUACCCAUUGGUACAAGAAAAGAUAUUUAUCCGUUCACUGCGAAUUCACUUCUGUUUGAUAUUCCCGGUGUCCCGCCGAGCACUGCCACGUCAGUAAUUAGCCUCGGGGACAAAAACAGAGAAAGAAACUGAGACAGUGACAGAAAGAGAGAGAGAAGCAGUGCGUGAACGGGAUACACGCGGAACGCUCCCUGCCGCCCGGGUACCGAGGCUUCACCAGGGCAUUCCCACGCCGUCGAGCCGGAGCACGGUCGCUGUGGGGCACCCGCUGCCGCGCUGUGGGGUGCAGCAGCCGCGGUGGCGGUCGAUGCCGGUGAUUACGGCAAGUUUGUCUAAUUAGGUCAGGGAAUGUUCGUGCCCCACUGAUUGAGUAACAAGCGGAUCUGCCAAGCCUCGACGAGGGUCGACGAACAAUCAUCCGUGCCGUGAACGCGCGGUGAGGGUGCACGUGUGUCGGUCCUGCCCUGGGCGCUACCCGACACGAUGGCGUCAAACGACGGGGACUCGAUGCCCCACCACGUCUAUCACCGGGGGCAAUUCGAAGAAGAGUUCUUGAGGCAGUACGCCAACAAUUCUCUGCCGUUGUUUAACAGGUCACGGAUUAUUUACGAAGAGAAGAACUUCGUGCUGACAAUCAAGGUGCAGAUCAUCUUCUAUAUGGUCUACUCCAUCAUAUUCUUCAUCGGGGUGUUCGGAAACUUUCUGGUCGUAUAUGCCGUUCUGCGCAACAAGGCCAUGCGGACGGUGACCAACUACUUCAUCCUGAACCUGGCCCUCUCGGACAUCUUGCUUUGCGUCCUGUGCGUUCCUUUCACCCCGCUCUACACAUUCCUCGGACGCUGGAUCUUCGGUAAAGUUCUCUGCCACUUGGUCACGUGUACACAAGGCAUCAGCAUCUACAUAUCUUCUUUAACGCUGACGGCAAUCGCUAUCGACCGCUUCGUCGUCAUCAUCUACCCAUUCCGAUCCCGCAUGCUGACAUCGACGUGCACCAUCCUGAUCCUGUGCACCUGGCUCUUCUCCAUGGGGGCAACGCUGCCGUACGCCUACUUUGUGGAGCAUAGGCCUAUCGAUUCCGACGAGCCAGUGGAGUCGGACGUGUACGUGUGUCAGGAGGACUUCCCGGAGGACAUCCGACUCACGUUUGGCAGCAUCACGACCAUCCUGCAGUUCGUCAUCCCCUUCCUCAUCAUGACUAUCACGUAUACGCUUAUCUCGUUCAAGCUGUCGAGUCGGGCACGUUCGAAGCCGGGCUCCAAGAGCGUGCGAAAAGAGCAGGCCGACCGCGAGAGGAAGAAGCGCACAAACCGCAUGCUCAUAUCCAUGGUCACAGUGUUCGGGCUCUCCUGGCUGCCACUGAAUGUGAUGAACCUGCUCGACGACAUCUCGUCCAACCUCGGUCUGGGAUGGGAGAACUGGCAGUAUUUCCACCUCUUCUUCUUCGUCGCGCACGCCAUCGCCAUGAGCUCCACCUGCUACAACCCCUUCCUCUACGCCUGGCUCAACGAGACCUUCCGUAAGGAAUUCAAGGAGAUCCUGCCCUGCUUCCGCAGCAGCGGCGGCGAGACCGGUGCAAUCAGCGGCGUCCAGCCGAACGGCGCGCCGCUCCGGCCGACCGCGUCACGUGCGGCCAUCUGCGACACAAAGCCGACCGACUGCCACGUGGCGCACGUACACGCCACGUUCUCAGUCGGCAACGAGAACGUGGUGCUGCUGACAGCGGCCGUCGUGGACGACCGGCGCGCAUCCACGCAGACCACCGAGACGGCUACGGACACACCGCCGCUCGUCACCGACCUCUAGGGCGGCCGCUUUCAAGAGAUCCGCGUUCAGCCGUGGUGCUACGGCGCAGGGCG